Molecule: messenger RNA, 686 nt
Organism: Cryptococcus deneoformans JEC21
Lineage: Eukaryota; Fungi; Basidiomycota; Tremellomycetes; Tremellales; Cryptococcaceae
Product: actin lateral binding protein, putative
Exons: 6
Coding region: 89-574 (161 amino acids)
Biological process (GO): actin filament organization; mitotic cytokinesis
Cellular component (GO): actin filament; actomyosin contractile ring
Molecular function (GO): actin filament binding
Source: RefSeq, a predicted model, not a curated record
CCUCUUCUCGCGGCGGUCACAAUCCACAACCAUCUCCUUAUCCCACGCCAUCCUCUCUCCCAUACUACUCCCACUACACCUGCCCCAAAUGGACAAGAUUAAGGAGCGAUUCGCUAUUCUCGGACAGAAGAUUGAGGCCGCCGAGGCCAGGGCAGAAGCUGCAGAGUCUGAGAACAAGAAGCUCAAUCAAACUCUCCUCGAACGUGAUCAAGAGCUUGCCUCUCUUCAACAUAAGCUUCAGCUUGCCGAAGAAGAGCUCGAAGCGUCCGAGUCCAAGGUCAAGGAGCUCAAGGCAGCUUCUGACGAGGGUGAGACCCACCGUACGACCGGGGAAAACUUGGCACGAAAGGUGCAGCUUUUGGAAGAGGAGUUGGAUAAGGCUGAGAAGGACUUGAAGGAGACCACAGAGAAGUUGCGACAGGUUGACGUCAAGGCUGAGCAUUUCGAGCGUCAGGUUCAGCGGCUUGAGCAAGAAAGGGAUGAGUGGGAAAGGAAGCAUGGAGAGGCUGUGGAAAAGUACCAGCAGUCCAAGCGCGAGCUCGACGAGGUUGUCAUGCAGAUGGAGAGUUUGUAAACCUCCCGUUCAUGACACUGAUUGCCCUAUAUCGUCUUUGUAUGAAGUCUUCCCAUAUGCAUAUUAUGGCCUGUGUAGCAAUGAGGAAUGACUACUUGUCUAUAUGUACAUC